CCUGAAGCAGAGGCAGAAGUGCCGGCUGAUCCCGCCGGRGUGGAUGGAUGUCGGAAAACUGGAAGAAAUCCGCGACCAGGAACGCAAAGAGGACACCUUCACUCCCAUGCCCAGUCCCUAUUACAUGGAACUCACAAAGCUGCUAUUAAACUAUGCCUCAGACAACAUCCCCAAAGCCGACGAGAUCCGGACGCUGGUGAAGGAGACCUGGGACACCCGGAUAGCCAAGCUGCGGCUGUCUGCGGACAGCUUCGUCAAGCAGCAGGAGGCCCAUGCCAAGCUGGAUAACUUAACCCUGAUGGAAAUCAACACAAUCGGGACUUUCCUUACCCAAGCCUUAGACCACAUGUACAAGCUCCGCAGCAACCUCCAGCCCGGUGCGAGCGGCCCCUCGCCGGAUUUCUGAGGUGAUUUCCCGAGCGGCGCCUGGAAACCUCCCAGGAGAGAGCUCCACUGCCUCUGGAAAUGUGAAACKGCAGGA
This is a messenger RNA of Nothoprocta perdicaria, 481 nucleotides long. It is a transcript of the gene GINS2, whose product is annotated as GINS complex subunit 2. The coding region runs from base 44 to 406 and encodes 120 amino acids. The transcript is spliced from 4 exons. Gene Ontology annotation, cellular component: nucleus; GINS complex. Gene Ontology annotation, biological process: DNA replication; double-strand break repair via break-induced replication. Lineage: Eukaryota; Metazoa; Chordata; Aves; Tinamiformes; Tinamidae. The record is from RefSeq and is a predicted model, not a curated record.